GCAUGCGCGACUCCCCGCUGACGACGUCAGUGAAGCUGCGUUGCCUCCACGUGGGCCGAGAUUGGCCAAAUUGGCCUCGUCCAGGCUUCCCACCUUCCCGUUGUGACAUCGCCAUAAAACGGCUAUCAACACUAGCACCUCCACCACCGCCACAUCUUCUGUCAAACUGUCAACAUCGCAACCCCUCCACCUCUUACUCAAAUACCUCUGGAAAGCCAUUUGUCUCUACUCAUUCUCGUUCUUUCUCACAUAUACCCGAAAUGAAUGACUUGUUGCCAAAAAACGAUGUUCCCAAGGUGGGCGUGAACGAUGCAAUUGCUGCGUUGCCCACCUACAAGUCCCUCAGCUCCUUCGUCAAGACUGAUGGCACAACCGAUAAGAAGGCACUCGAAAACACCGUCGACGAAUUCAAGGACCUGGCAAAGAAGUCCGAGUCGCAGAUCGAGGAUUUCCUCUGGGACACGUACAACGCCAUCUUCGCCGUCGCCAAGCAGACCCCUCCAGAGAAGCAGACCCCGCUCGUCGAUUUCCUGCAACGGCUGCGCGAGACAACAGUCACAGCCUCGGAUGGUCAACCCUUGAAAUUGAACAACCAAGUCGUCUGGAAGGAUCUUCCCACCUUUGGAUGGGUUGCCCGUGAUCUGUGGAACUUUGACACCACCGACACUUCCGCAUCAGCAGAGGAAAAGGCAAGCUGGACAAAUCUCUCCGCCUUCGCCGCCCAGCUCACCGCCCGCGCCGACCUUACCAACUCCCAGGACCCCUUUGAUUUCUCCCUCUACGCUCUCUGGGCACUCCGUGACGCCUUCGAGGUAGACUCUGCUGCGGCGAGCGCCGAAACGCAUGAUAUUGCUACAAGGCUGGCUUACCAGUGGCUUAAAGACGCCCCGGUUGCCAUCCAUGAUCUGAGCGUCAAGGGGCGCGAUUUUGACGGCAAGUCGGGCAAGCCGGGGAGCAAAUUUGCGGACCGCGACUGGAGGGGGAUGAAUGAGGCGCGGUAUGGCGUCUGGGCGGACAGCAUUACGUCGAUAUCGGAGACGGCUUCUGAUGAGAAGCAACGCGCCCUCGCCAAGGAGGCUGCCGCAAAGAUGAAGACCAAAUAGGGGC
Colletotrichum scovillei is the source of this 1107-nucleotide messenger RNA. RefSeq lists its product as uncharacterized. The coding region runs from base 3 to 1103 and encodes 366 amino acids. NCBI's taxonomy places the organism in Eukaryota, Fungi, Ascomycota, Sordariomycetes, Glomerellales, Glomerellaceae. The record is from RefSeq and is a predicted model, not a curated record. The transcript has 2 exons.